GAUAAUUCUAGAAUUAUCUGCUUCUUCGUUGCCGAAACGCCACCUGGUAACGAACAUACAGUCAGUUACUAGCAAAAUGGCGCUCAAGGCACAAGUCGGUCAAAAGAUUAUGAAUGAAGUCAUCAAACAGAAGAAGACCGGAAGUUCUGGCGUUCAAUGGCGAAUUUUAGUAGUUGAUAAACUGGCCAUGAGGAUGGUAUCUGCGUGUUGUAAAAUGCAUGAUAUCAGUGCACAAGGCAUUACUUUAGUAGAAGAUAUCAACAAGAAACGGGAACCUUUACCCACAAUGGAGGCAAUCUACCUGAUCACACCAUGCAAUUCCUCUGUCCAAAAAUUAAUCGAAGACUUCAGUAAUCCUACCAGGACUUCUUACAAAGUAGCCCAUGUUUAUUUCACAGAAGUGUGUCCGGAGGAGCUGUUCAAUGAACUCUGCAAGUCUCUCGCCGCUAAAAAGAUCAAAACCCUGAAAGAGAUCAACAUCGCUUUCUUGCCUUAUGAAUCGCAGGUCUUCUCCUUGGAUUCAGCUGAAACAUUUGCUUGCUUUUAUAAUGCUUCCUUUUCCAACUUGAGAACAGCCAAUAUGGAAAGAAUAGCUGAACAGAUCGCGACACUUUGUGCUACUCUUGGAGAAUAUCCAUCAGUUAGAUAUCGAAGCGAUUUUGAUCGAAAUUUGGAAUUGGCACAUAUGGUUCAACAAAAAUUAGAUGCUUACAAAGCAGAUGAACCGACGAUGGGUGAAGGACCUGAAAAAGCACGCUCUCAAUUGCUUAUUCUAGACAGAGGAUUUGACUGUGUUUCACCGUUGUUACACGAAUUAACGUUACAAGCUAUGGCAUAUGAUUUAUUAGAUAUUGAGAAUGAUGUUUACAGAUUUGAGGCAUCUGCAGGAGUACAAAAGGAAGUAUUAUUAGAUGAAAAUGACGAUUUAUGGGUAGAUCUUAGACAUCAGCAUAUUGCUGUAGUUUCACAGAAUGUUACUAAAAAUUUAAAGAAAUUCACAGAAUCAAAAAGAAUGCCACAAGGAGACAAACAAAGUAUGAGGGACCUUUCACAGAUGAUUAAAAAAAUGCCACAAUAUCAAAAAGAAUUAAGUAAAUAUGCAACACAUUUACAAUUAGCAGAAGAUUGUAUGAAACGUUACCAAGGAAAUGUAGAUAAACUAUGCAAAGUAGAGCAAGAUUUAGCGAUGGGUACAGAUGCUGAAGGAGAACGUAUCAAAGAUCAAAUGAAAAAUAUUACUCCAAUUUUACUUGACCAAACUGUACAUCAUUUAGACAAAUUACGAAUUAUUGCAUUAUAUGUUAUUAGUAAAAAUGGUAUUUCUGAAGAAAAUCUUAAUCGUCUUGUUCAUCAUGCUCAAAUAUCUCCUGAUGAUAAACAAACUAUAGUAAACAUGGCCAAUCUUGGUAUUAACAUAGUUGUAGAUGGUGGCAAUCGUAAAAAAUUAUAUACCGUACAACGUAAAGAAAGAAUUACAGAACAAACUUAUCAAAUGAGUCGUUGGACUCCAGUUAUGAAAGAUAUUAUGGAAGACGCUAUUGAAGAUAAACUGGAUUCUAAACAUUUUCCUUUUUUGGCUGGACGAGCAGCAAGUUCGGGAUAUCAUGCUCCAACUAGUGCGAGAUAUGGACAUUGGCAUAAAGACAAAGGUUCACAAACUAUUAAGAACGUUCCAAGAUUAAUCGUUUUUGUCGUUGGAGGUGCUUGCUUUUCUGAAAUUCGAUGCGCUUACGAAGUUACAAACGCUUUAAAAAAUUGGGAAGUCAUAAUUGGUUCGUCGCACAUAAUUACACCGAAAUCCUUCUUAGAUGAUCUAAGUAAACUUCACGUAUAAAAAAAAAAUGUUUAUGUUGUAAAAAAAAAUAAAAACAUUCCCGUAUUCCUAAUAUGCCAUUAGCUUUGGCUCCGUUAAUAAUAUCAGCUACGAAGUUUUGUGGAUGAUCUCGAAGUAUAAUUAAUAUAAAAUAAGGAACACUCAGUCAAUUGUUAAAGUCGCCUAGUUAAUUAGCGGCUAAUUAAAAACAUUGGGAAAUGUCAUAUCAUAAACAUCAUUUGGCUAGAAUAUAAUAGCGCCAGAAGAAAAAGAUAUCCGGUGUUAAGUGCCUGCGCGAAUAAAAAAUUAAUACGGAAGGAAUAAACAUGUUGGCAAUAUUAAUGAAAAUCGUACAGAGGUGCUUAAUAGUAAUUUAGGCUCGCGAAUGAUCUAGCUCAAAUAUCAUAUGUUAUCCUAUGCCAUAUUAUCCCUUUGU
Apis florea (little honeybee) is the source of this 2249-nucleotide messenger RNA. RefSeq names its product Syntaxin-binding protein Rop (gene Rop). The record is from RefSeq and is a predicted model, not a curated record. NCBI's taxonomy places the organism in Eukaryota, Metazoa, Arthropoda, Insecta, Hymenoptera, Apidae. Gene Ontology annotation, biological process: vesicle-mediated transport.